Molecule: messenger RNA, 732 nt
Organism: Paramecium tetraurelia
Lineage: Eukaryota; Ciliophora; Oligohymenophorea; Peniculida; Parameciidae
Exons: 3
Source: RefSeq, a predicted model, not a curated record
AUGCCUGAGGUUUCAUUCAUAAAAAUUCUGUUUCUCUAUCCAAUCCUCUUUUAUCAAAAUUGUAUGGAUGCUCAAAGUGGUGAUUGUUACAAUAACGAUUGGUCAAAUAGGGUAGCAGAUUGCGCAGGAACUUUAUUUAAAGGCCGAUUUUCAUGUUCGGAGCAAAUAUCAUUAUAAUUCAAUAAUAAUAUACUAGGGCUCAAGUUUCGUUUUAAUUUCACAGGUGUAAAACUCGAUAGUUGGGAUGCAGGUUAUGAUUACUUACAAGUCUUAGUAAAUGAUGUAGUUAUAGAUACUGUUAGUUACGCUGCUAACUUGGGAACUAAUAUGUGUUUCAAUUCUGGCUAUCAAGAUAUGUUCUAUUCGAAAUCAUAUAAUUUUAAUUUACCAUAAGGAAAAACGUCAUUGAAAUUAACUUUACAAGGUCACUUUGAUGAGGAUGUAGAUAAUGAGGCUUGGGGGGCUAAGAGAUUCACUUUAGAGAUUUUCUAGCCUUGUGUAGAAUUUUAUAGUGAUUGCAAUUUUUAAGGAGAAGUUUGGAGAAUUUGUAAUGGAAAUCAAACAAGCUAAGUUAGAAAUAUUCCUUUUGAAAUUAAAUCAAUCCUAAUUGUAAAUGGAAUAUAAGUCAAAAUGAGAGAUCCAAAGUACCAUGGUGGCCAAACUUAAACAUACACAUCAAGUCAAUAUUGUUUAUCAAGUUAUUAAUUCCCCAAAUAUAAUCAAAACGUUUGA